UGAUCUACCAUGCACCACAAAUGACAAAAGAUCUGAGAAACAUUGGAAAGAUCACAGAACAAGGAGUUGAAUCUGUCCACGCGAUUUUCAAUGCACUUGAGAGGAGAUUUUGCAAUUACCGGGACAAGAAAAGACGUUACAUCCAUGUUCUGAGAGAGCUCAUGUGUCGUAACAUCAUGAAUGAACACGUCCAUUCCCGGUCUUUCCAUCGUACCAAAAUAUGCAACAGUUCUGCCAAUUUCUUCGCAAAAUGAUCUUCGGGACCCAAAAGCAGUUAUACGGGACGUCACGGCUGCCCAAAAAAGAAAAAAUUUAGCGAAAAAAAAAAAUCAAUUUUCGCUCCAAGAAAAGGCUUCCACAAUCGACAAAAUCUCGAAAUGCUGUGCCCGACUUCUCACAAAACGUACAAACUUCUAUUUCAUUUGGAGGCAAUUCGACGAAAAUUGGAUUCCGUGGUCUACCGAGCAAUGCUCUUUCUCGUCCGAACCCGAUGCCAAUCACACAAACUUGCUCAACAAGCCAGCAAAUCACUAGAAGCCAUCCACUUGUUGCUCCACCAGUAUCUUAUCAACUUCCGAAAUGCAGUAAUAGUUUAGCUGAAAAAAUUCGAGCGAGUUGUGGGCAAGCAAGAAGGAGUGCUGCAGAAUCUUCUUCGACUCAAAGCCACGUGGACACAAAUUCGAAGAAGAAAGUUUACAGACUAAAAUUCGUUCAAAAAAGUCGUGAAAUUCCGAAGAAAUAGUAAUAUAUCGAUUUUCUGUUUAAAUAUUUAUGAUUUCUAAUAUUUUUAUUUUAAUGCUUCAUUUAAAAUGACCGAAAAAUAAAGAAUAGAUUUUCAAAA
Messenger RNA from Caenorhabditis elegans, 841 nucleotides. RefSeq lists its product as uncharacterized. The transcript is spliced from 5 exons. The record is from RefSeq and is marked reviewed. The coding region runs from base 181 to 534 and encodes 117 amino acids. Lineage: Eukaryota; Metazoa; Nematoda; Chromadorea; Rhabditida; Rhabditidae.